Messenger RNA from Candidula unifasciata, 2118 nucleotides. The record is from the annotation of a GenBank genome assembly. NCBI's taxonomy places the organism in Eukaryota, Metazoa, Mollusca, Gastropoda, Stylommatophora, Geomitridae.
AAGCGGCUCCAACCAACGCCUGGAAGACCACAUCAAACUGCACCACUUGCAGCAGAUCAUGCAUGAGUUCUUCCUGCACACCUCGGAUGACCUGUUGGUGCCCCAGCCACCGGGCCACUUCUCGGGCAAACUCCGUCGUAGAAUACCUGGCUCCAUGAACUUGGAGGAGUUCAAGGACACCAUCUUCAGAGUUCUGGGGACCGACGAGUACGAUGAUUAUCUGGAGAAGCUUUUUGUCAAGCUGGACACGCUCUCUGACGGUUUCGUGGACUGGAACGAGUUCUGCACCCACCUGCUGUUGUUGUACAGGGAGAACGACUAUCUUCACACCAAGUGUGACCUGCCCUUUGUGGAGGAGGCCAAAAUCCGGCACAUUAUCCACAAUAAGCAAGAGCAGACAUCAAAAAUCGUAGCCGUCCAUAGUCCUGUCAGAUACGUGACCAUAAGCAAGGAGGGGUCUCUUUGCGUGUGGCAUCCCAACAUGACCGUGGACAAGCAUUACGUCAUCUCUGACCUGGGGGACGAUCAGAAGAGACGCUUCCGAAUGUGGGUCACCGACGCCGUGUACAUGAAGAACUGUGAGAAGAUUGCCAUUGGUUCAACCAGCAGGGACAUUCGGUUCUAUGAUGUGUCUUCCUCUCAAUACUUUGAGGAAUAUCAUCUGUUUGCGCUUGCCGACGUUCCUUACUGUUUUGACUACUACUACAACAAUCAGCAACCAAACACAGAGUCGAUUCUCAUAUUUGGAGUGGACACCGGGGCCAUUCAUCUUCUCACCUUCCUCAAACCGGUGACUCAGUUGUUUGAAACUCCAUUUAAAAAUGACGGAGGAGUUCAAAAAGUUUACAUGCAGGACAUCGCUAGCCAUAACACUUGGGUCCGCCAUCACGUGAUAGCAGCUGUACAUCCAGAAAUGAUCAAACAAGUCCGCUUCUUGCCCGACAACGAAGCCAUUAUUUCCGCUUCUGCCUCGCCCAAAAGCACAAUUGUAAUAUGUGACAUCUUUGGUGUCAAAAAGUCAUACGUUUUCAGGAUAGAAAAGGGAGUAGAGUGCUUUGACCACAACAAGAACCUAAAUCUGCUGGCGACAGGCAGCGGCGACCACGUCGUUCGACUGUGGAACCCAUACGUUACAAAUUCACCCAUAGCCACCUUAUCAGGGCACGUGACUGGCAUCAUUGGUGUGGUUCUACAUGAGCAGUUUAAGCAAGUGUUCAGUUACUCGAAGGACGCGGUAAUCAAAGUCUGGGACACAAAGGAACACAGAUGCCUGCAGACGAUAUCCCUCAAAUUCCCAUCCUCCCUCAACGGGCGCAUUCCAGAGCACGGUCAGUUUCCUGUACAUUUGCAAGAAGCUCCACACAGUGCAUUUAUUCUCACCUGCAACGACUUCAUCGCCUCGCUGAGGUUGGGCAGGCCCGAGGAGAACACAGCUCACACAGAGACUACACACGAUACUCAGCUGUGCUGUGCUAUCUAUAACAAGCUUCUGAAACAGGUUGUUACAGGAUGCGAUUCUUCGAACAUUGCUAUCUGGGACGUGGAGACUGGCACUAAGUCGGUGGUGUUUCCUAACGCGCAUGACGGGGAGGAGAUCACGUGUUUAACCUUUGACCAGACCUGCAGGCGUCUUAUUUCUGCUGCCAGAAACGGAACAGUCAAGGUAUGGAACUUCCACAACGGUCACAACCUGCACGUGCUGGAGAAUGUUGGGGAAGCCGAAGUGACCGGGACCAUCCACCUCCCUGACCAGAAAGUCAUCUUGACCAUGGGCUGGAACCGGAUGAUUCUCUCUUAUGACGACUCCGACCCCGAGAAUAAAUACUUACCGGCAAAAACAUCAUGGAAAGGUGGCCAGUUACACAAGGACGACAUUUUGAGUUCGGACUAUGCUCCGCCCAAUUUCCUGGCCACUGCCAGCUAUGAUGGGGAGAUCAUCGUCUGGGAGGCAGACACGGAAAGGGUGUACCUGAGGCUGAGGAAGGGUCAACCCCCCAGCAUCUCACAAAAACUGGAUGCCAUGAAGACUACGAUGGUUGACGGUCGGCCAGGAACCAGGUCAUCUGGUAGGUCACGCCCUAACUCCAGACACAGGACCUCUCAUAGAGUGGAGCAGGG